UGUGGAACACGCUAACUUUCAGCUGAAUAUCUUUGAGUAUUCAAGUUGGCUGUCCGAGAAUGUCACGGUCAGUCGGAUUUUGCCAUUAAAAGCAGACAAGAACUGAUUGCAUAGGAAAGAAGAUGAAAGAAGUAAAUGUUUCACAACAGUAGCAGCAGAGAUCUUUGGGAGGCUUCUGGGACUUGGACGUCGGACCCUGCUUCAUAUCCCAGCGUCGCAGCUGAGGCGAUUUUGGAUUCUCAGGCGGAGCUUCUUCUUUUUCCUGAGGGGCAUAUAUUGGAAGUGGAGGUCUUCCUUCCAUUUUUCGCGCAAGGAAGCUCCGGCUUUGUGGCGUAGCACAAGCAACUGCCCGGAGCCAUGGCAGCGCACAGACUCCCAAGACAUUUACGCGCUGCAGCCCAAGGCAGCAGACGCCCCCUUUGUUUCAUCCUUCUAGGAGUUGCUCCCUCUGUUUGUUGCCUGUUGGACUUGGAAGACGUUGUCAGGAUGACCUCACGAGUUUUCGUGGGGCCAGGCAGCCCAGCAUGCAGUCCAACACAUGGAAGACAAACCUUGCAGCAACAUGGUCCCCAUGGUUUUCAUUGCAUUGGUGGGCAGAGCCAAGGCCACAACCAUGUGCAUCAUAUUCCUCGACCAGAGCUGCCGAACUCCACUGAAGCUAUGUGCCGGCAAGCUGCUGCUGCAGUUAUGCGAGCUUACACCGAUGGCUACACCAGGCAAGCUGUGCGGCUGCGGCUGGAUGCAGCGUACUCGGGGCAAGAGGAUCUGCGUGCACUUCUGAAGGCGAGUCUGCCCCUUGCAAAGAGCUUUGCUACAAAACUAUGGAACGGCGAGUCCUUGAAAGCCGUGAAAACGUCUUUAGUAGAUGAUGAUGUGACAACGUUGCUCUACAGAGAGGCUGACAAUGCGCUGAUGGACGCUGCCGUACUCUACUUGCCAUCCAGAGAGGUGGUGACCUCGCCAAAGUUCACACACUUCUUUCAAAGCAUGGGUGAUAGAUUGGUGAUAAUGACCAACACAGAAAAUGCCGCUGCAAACUGGCGGGUUGAAAACAUGGGUGCAGACUUCUAUGAUAAUCCAGAUGUGGGCCUCGAAAUUUGCAAGAUGUUUGCUCAGCAGAGCUACUAUUACCAGCUGGUGCCUAUCAAUAAUUGGCAAGUCACCUUCUUUCGAGCUUAUCCAUGUCCGUGGGAGCUGUGGAUUGAGGACUUGAAUUACAAUUUGGUGAAAUUAGGCGAAUCUGAGCAGAAGCCCAGCUACGAUCAGAUCGUGGCCUGGACGGAGGCAUACGAGGAUGGUGUUGGCGUUAGAGCCUUCCAGAAGGUUGGAAAACUUUUGCAGGACAAUCAGCAAAGGCUAGAUCCUGACGAUGCUUCUUUUGCCUUGUCGGCCUCUUAGGCAAACAGAGGGAGAGGCCUGGCUCAAUGCCGAGUUAUCCUGGAGAUUGAUGUCUUCGAAUUUGGUGAUGGAUGUCGUAGGCCUUUGACCCAUAUAUUUCAAAGGUUCAGGGAAAAGUGUUUGAGCAUCAUUGUUGGCCUUGCGGGUCUGACCACCACAAGGUGGCCAGUCUGAUUUUCGCAGCUUCUCCACAGAUGGCACGCACCUGACGUGGUUCAUACGCUGCUUGGAACAGUUGCAAGCUCCCACAGAUCCUGAUAGAUUGACACAUGGAAAAAA
Molecule: messenger RNA, 1677 nt
Organism: Cladocopium goreaui
Lineage: Eukaryota; Dinophyceae; Suessiales; Symbiodiniaceae
Source: the annotation of a GenBank genome assembly